AUGGCCCACGGCUAUCCCACUGCCCCACUCGGGAGCCCAGCUCUGGAGCUCCCCUCCUUCUGGGCCGCCCAGCCUCAGCCCCAGCACCCGACGUGGGGUUGGCCCGACGGCUCCUCCAGCAGCGCCUCGCCGGCCUCUUCUCCGGACUCCUACGGCUUCUCGCCCUGUCCCUGGAGUAGCGCGGGCCUCGGGGCCAGAAAAGGCGGCGGCAGCAGCAGCAGCAGCAGCAGCAGCAGCAGCAGCAGCGGCCGUCGGGCCCGGCUAGGCUUGGGGCAGCGCCAGAGCGCCAGCCAGCGCGAAAAGCACCGCAUGCGGCGCCUGGCCCAGGCCCUGCACACGCUGCGCCUGUACCUGCCGGCCUCGGUGGCGCCCGCCGGGCAGAGCCUGACCAAGAUCGAGACGCUCCGCCUGGCCAGCCGCUACAUCGCGCACCUCUCCGAGCAGCUGGGCCUCAGCGAGGAGGCGCUGGCCCGCGCUGCCCGACGCCCCCCGACGGCGCCCGAUCCCCUAGCUUGGUCUCCCGGCGGCCUCCAGCAGGACCCCCUUGACGCCUCCUGCUGCUGCCGUUCCCCUGCCUCGCCAUCGGCCCCCUGGCUGCUGGGGGCUCCGUCCUGCUCCGGAACCGGGGCCCCUGCCGAGUCCUCCUCCACUGACGGAAGCGGGCGAACAGAGCCGCCCUGGACUGCAGAGCUCGCGGAGCUGGGUCUUUCCUCGCAGAUUCUCCCAGAUGAGCUGGUAGCUUUCCUGGAGGGCUUCCUUCCGCCGGCAUCUCAAGGCUGA
Molecule: messenger RNA, 780 nt
Organism: Lacerta agilis (Sand lizard)
Lineage: Eukaryota; Metazoa; Chordata; Lepidosauria; Squamata; Lacertidae
Product: mesoderm posterior protein 1-like
Exons: 2
Coding region: 1-780 (259 amino acids)
Biological process (GO): heart morphogenesis; regulation of transcription by RNA polymerase II; mesoderm formation
Cellular component (GO): nucleus
Molecular function (GO): RNA polymerase II cis-regulatory region sequence-specific DNA binding; DNA-binding transcription factor activity, RNA polymerase II-specific; protein dimerization activity
Source: RefSeq, a predicted model, not a curated record